AUACUGGCUAAUGGAAGUUUAUUCGAUAGUUUGUUAGCUCUCUUCUCAAGAGAAGCUCCAUACCCAUCAGUUCCAUAUGCAUGAUCUUGGUGUCUAUGGAUAGAUAAGAACUCAAAGACUGUAUUCCCAGUAUCUGUUCCAGUGGGGCUGAAUAACUGUAUUCUGUGCUUUUGUGUUACAUGAAGCCAAAGAGAGACUCUCACAAUUUUACUUCCCAAUUGCAUAUAAACUAUUUACAGUUGUAUUUACUAUCAUAAGUGGACUUUGGCCUAAACGUGACAACUGACAGCUGCCUCAAACCGCGGCAGUGUCUGAAGUGAAGUGCCUCUACGUGCUGCCGCUGCCACGAUGUGACCUUGCUGUCUCUCCAGGGAGACACGUCGGUCACACAUCGUGUCUCCAGAGUCCUAAUACUGUCACAAAAUCUACAGCUUCGAUUAAAAUUUUCGAGAGACAUUAAAAAAGAGUCUCGGGUGAAAGUGACAACUGUCCCACGAGGAGUCACGCGACAAAACAAAACAUAAAUAAAGAACGGGAAAUAGUUUAAUGUACAUCCGGGUCAGAUAGCUAGUACUUCCGGUGAGCUAACGGAGUGAAGUGGUGCCUUUGGAGUGUCUUUACUUAGCGCACUUGUUUCCUUGUGACUACUUCCGGAUACAGUUUGUCGCGGGUCAUGAUCAGAUCAGUGUUGCUGUGCAGGUUGACCCCCCUCGUCCAGUCCUGUACCAGAAGAUCAUGUCUACUCGCAGGUCGGACACCUCGUGGUGUGCAGCUUCCUUCACCUGGUCACCCACCCCUCAUACCUACAAUCCCAGCUCUGGUCAGGUACUCGGACCUGUCCACACAGAAGUACACUUUGAUUUACACCCUGCCGUACAUUAAACACCUGCGAGCCGUGUCCAGGCUCAAGCUGCUCCAAACUGCAGUCACUGUGGUCCUCGUGCCCCCAGUGUGCUACUUCUACGUCCAGGGAGAUGUGCCCUUCUUCCUUGUCAGCUACACAGCGGGGAUAGCGCUGCUUGCUGGUGCCAUGCUGUACACCGUCAGUCACUUUUUCAGGAGGGUUGUGGGGAUGAUGUACCUGGACCCGUCACAGACCACACUCAAAGUGUCCCACCUCACCUUCUGGGGCCGGCGCCAUGACCUCUACCUCCCCGUGUCAGAUGUUAUGACCAUUGGGGACACGGGGGACUCAGCAAAAGAGACAAUAUUGAAACUAAAGAGAUAUAGCAGUCCACAGACAUUGUAUUUCUCCACUCACUAUGGACGUGUGGUCGAUCAAUCGGGUUUUGAGAAGGUGUUUGGAAAUCUAUAGUGAUGCAGAAUUUGCAUGAAGUAUGAUAGUGAAUAUUUUUGUGAAUUAAUAAAUGGACUUAAAUGCAACAUUGUGAAAAUGAAUGGGUUCUGGUAAUAAAUGUUUUAUUAAAUUACAAUUAAAAGUCACCUGUAGUCUGGUUAAAGCUGCUGGGACAUACAGAAACUAUGUAAGUCAUAUCAAGUGUGUCUUGAACAUAAUGAAAUAAUAAGUUAGUUAUAAUUUUGCUGGAGAAGGCCUCAUUGUGCUUGAAAGAGCAGAGCCUCAAUUCAGCUGUUUACACAAGAGCUGCUGACUUCACGACCCUCUUCAGAUCUUAUUUAGGCAUUUGCCCAGUUGUCAUGGAAUUAGAGAUAUUCAAAUCUUUUAAUUUAGCUGUGCUCAUAAAUUUAAAUAAGUAAUAAGUAAAUUAACAUUUCAGAUAGACUGUUGGUGUAUCUAUUAACCUUCCAGCUCGGUGUACGUGCACGCUGAGUGAUGCUUACCUGACUUCCUGCUGAGUGACUGCAGCUUAGGAGAGACAAACAGCUACGGAUGAUACUGAAUUGUUAUCGGCUCGUUCUCAUCUUGUACUGAAGCUCUAUCUGCUCAAAGACAGACAGGUUUACUCACAACUGCAGUGAACAAACACCAUACACAUACGCCGGAGGGGCAGGGAGUUUAGUUUUCUCAGCAGUUUUUUGCGAUUGCCCCUGCUAUCCUGAAUGUUGAGAGAUGUAUCUGUCAUUGGGUUAUCCUAUGUCUAUAGGAUUUGUAUAGCAAGCUCCUAAUGCUUUCUGAAAGCAC
Platichthys flesus (European flounder) is the source of this 2101-nucleotide messenger RNA. RefSeq names its product transmembrane protein 186 (gene tmem186). Bases 674 to 1315 code for a protein of 213 amino acids. Gene Ontology annotation, cellular component: mitochondrion. The record is from RefSeq and is a predicted model, not a curated record. The transcript is spliced from 2 exons. NCBI's taxonomy places the organism in Eukaryota, Metazoa, Chordata, Actinopteri, Pleuronectiformes, Pleuronectidae.